AAUCUUUUGUCUUGCUACUUGUACGUUUGAAUCAAAUUGAUUUGCUAAUAUAGUAGUGUUGGCUAAUAAAAUGUAAGUGAAUUUCAGAAUCUAGAACUACCAGUUCUGAUACAGUGACACUUGUACAACUCUGAUACAGUCACAUCUUCUGCAUGAUCUGGGUGAAGGUUUUAAAGAUUGGUUAGGAGAUGCAACCUGUGUGCUCUGAAGACUUGCAGGCACUGUCGUAAUAACCUUACUAAAGUUGUUUUUCCCCACAAGAAAAAUUAUUGAACCUGCUAAAGAGUUCUUUCUCAUCCACUUAACAUGCAGUUAACAGGACUGAAUUUACUUACAGUGCUAAUUUUUUCACUUUUCAGCAAUCAUGUAGCUUCUAGAAAUAAACAGGUUUAAUGGAGUUGAUAGAGUGUUUCAAAACUUAGUGUACCAACUACACCUGCAAAGUUACAUCCUACAAAAUAAGAUUGUUUAUGCUUCUAUAGUGACUAUGCUGAGUUGUUUGAAAGUUAGAAGUGUGAAAGUGACGAGUAUUUGUAGCAUCUUUAUUUUUGUCUUAAAAUUGAGCUUUAACAAAGAAAAUGUAACAAAGCAUCCCGGUGUUUAGGAUAAAUUUCAUUUUGUUUGGACUUUGAGAUAACAAUAGAUCAAAUGUGAGGAAUAGGGAAGUGUUAGUUGUUACUUUUCUCAAGUAUCGUGUAAUGACACAAAGCAUCUCUAUAAAGAAUGAGGUAUUGAUUAGCUGUAUUAACUGUCUGAUUUAUAUUAAUAAAUUAUACUGGCUAAUAUAACUUUUUCAGUCUGUUUAAACAAGAAAUACCUAUAUGCUUUUUUUUUCUCCUUAGGUCUUUAUUUUUAACUGCUUGUUUUGAAAUGGCUAUGGGUAAUAAAUCAAUUGAUGACACAGACAAAUCAUGGGAGGAAGGAGUUUUAAGGGGUGUCGUUUUCCAGUUACAGCUCACUGGUUCAACCAGAACCUAAUUGCAGGAGUUUUUGCCCAGUCCUACCCAACCCGCAAUUGCGAGAAGCGGAUGCAGAGCUUAGAGGGGGAGUGGCUCAGUGGUUUUCCGUGGCUGACUCGUUAGAUUAGCUUAAACGGAUCAUGAUACUUGAGAGUUAUUCAGCAGUGAAAAUGGGAUGGGAUAUUCUCAAGGAGAAUGCAACCUGGAAGGAUAGGCAGAAGCAUUAAGAACUGCAACGUGCCGUUUGCUUUGUUUCUGGGCCUUUAACAUUCUUUUGAAAUGUUUUGCGACUUCGAUAUGAUAGGUCUUUACCUUUUAGUAAAUCAUGGAAAAUGCUUUUCCUCUAAAAAAGGAGCAUUAUGAUGAAGAACAGAGAUUGGCAUGAGCAGCAUUAUUCUUUUAUAGAGUUCUUGUAAAUGCUAGUAAAUAUUGCUGUUUGCAUACAUUUUGGAGAUACAUUUCACUGCAGAUACUCCCAAGGGGAAAAAAAAAAAAAAAAAAAACAACUUCGUGAAUGGGAUGAAUGCUCUGUUGACUGCUUCCUGACAGUAACCAGCUGGGUGCUCUGCUAGUGAUGUUCGCAUACUCGCACUGUCUAACUGGAGUUUGCUUAUAUUGAUUUUGAAAAGAGGAAGAAAUAAAAGUGGAGUACCGUAAACUUGACAUGGAUAAUAAAAAAAAAGACAAGGACAAGCCAGAUGAAAGAAUCCCACGGACUUCUGGGAGGUCAGGCCAUAUUCCACGUGGAACUGGUUCAAGUUCAGGAGUGUUAAUGGUUGGACCUAACUUCAGAGUCGGCAAAAAAAUUGGAGGCGGUAACUUUGGAGAACUACGGUUAGGAAACAAUUUAUACACAAAUGAACAUGUGGCAAUUAAGUUGGAGCCAAUGAAGUCAAGAGCACCACAGCUACAUUUGGAAUACAGAUUCUACAAGCAGCUAGGAUCUGGAGACGGACUACCUCAGGUCUACUAUUUUGGCCCAUGUGGCAAAUAUAAUGCUAUGGUGCUAGAACUACUUGGACCUAGUCUGGAAGACUUAUUUGACUUGUGUGAUAGGAAGUUUUCUCUUAAAACUGUUCUUAUGGUAGCCAUACAGUUGAUUUCUCGUAUGGAAUAUGUCCAUUCAAAGAACUUGAUAUACAGAGAUGUUAAGCCUGAAAACUUCUUAAUAGGACAACCUGGAAACAAAACCCAGCAAAUUAUUCAUAUUAUAGAUUUUGGUUUGGCAAAGGAGUAUAUAGAUCCAGAAACGAAGCAGCACGUACCAUAUCAAGAACACAAGAGCCUUACAGGAACAGCUAGAUACAUGAGUAUAAAUACACAUUUAGGAAAAGAGCAAAGUAGAAGAGAUGAUUUGGAAGCUUUAGGUCAUAUGUUUAUGUAUUUUCUCAGAGGAAGCCUUCCAUGGCAAGGUUUAAAGGCUGAAACAUUAAAAGAACGUUACCAGAAAAUUGGAGAAACUAAACAAACAACAUCUAUAGAAGUAUUGUGUGAAAACUUCCCAGAGGAAAUGGCUACAUAUUUACGUUAUGUAAGAAGGCUAGAUUUUUUUGAAAAACCAGACUAUGACUAUUUAAGAAAGCUCUUCACUGACUUACUUGAUCGAAAAGGCUAUGUGUUUGAUUAUGAAUAUGACUGGACUGGCAAACAGUUGCCUACUCCAUUGGGUUCAAUGCAUUCAGACACUGCAUUGUCAUCAAACAGAGAAGCUUAUCAGCACAGAGAUAAGAUGCAACAAUCCAAAAAUCAGGCAACAGAUCAUAGGGCAGCUUGGAACUCACAGCAGGCCAAUCCACAUCAUUUGAAGGCUCAUCUAGCAGCUGACAGACACGGUGGCUCAGUACAGGUAGUAAGUUCAACAAAUGGAGAAUUGAACACAGAUGACCCAACUGCAGGCCGUUCAAAUGUGCCCAUCACAGCUCCUGCAGAAGUAGAAGUAACGGAUGAAACAAAUUACAUAACUUUCAGAGCAGCCCUGAUCUGCCUCUGCCCACUGCUACCUUUUCAGUGACUGAGCAACAGGGUGCCAUUGGAUAUUUUGAGAAGGUGCUGCUGUUUUUUCAAGCGAAGAAGAAGGAAAACCAUUCAGCACCAGAAAUGACUAGAACCAAGCAGAACAUUGGAAAUUGCUCAUUUGUUCAACCGCUGUCUUGUGAUCCUGAAAAAAAAGAGAAGGCAUGAAAAGAAAAAAAAAACACAAAAAUGAAAACAAACUACAACAAAAAACACCUCUGUAAUGACUACACGUUUUCCAAGGACUCCCUUCAAAACAGUGUUAUAUUUCUGUGUUUUGUAGGUUCUGCUACAUCCAUAUUUUGUUUCUUGAAUUCAUCUCUUCUGAAAGCUUUAAGGUUUUGUGACAUAUAAGUACUUUGACUAUCAACAAAUGGACCAAUGAAAUGGUAGAAAUGACCACUUUCUAUAGCAAAACUAAACUUCAGAAGUAUUUCUGCCAUCCUAGAAAGUACUAGUGGUGAAGAAGUAGUAGCUGAAGACAGAUGUCACGAAUCUGGUAUUUGAGUCUGUAACAGCAUAUCAAAAGCAGUUUUGAAAAAAAAAUGCAGAAGAAAAAUAUAAAUGCACAGCCAUUUAGAAAAAAAAAUAAUCCUGCAUUGACUCCCACUGCCUAACCCUGGUACUGUAGCCAAAUUAUAUCAGCAUUAAGUCCUCUCUCUGUUACUGUGGUACAAUCACUGUCCAGAGAUGCUGAGGAGGUUGACAAUUAGCUAAUGACAUUGUCUAAAUGUUGAUGAUACUAAUGAACUGGAAGUAUUUCCUGUAGCUUCUGGGUUUGGAAACCUGUUUUUGUUAUGCUUAUAUGCUUGCUAUUGCAGUGUAGCAGAAAUGACAAGAGCGUUUGUACAAAGAAUACAAAAAUUUGUAUUCCAGUAAUGUUAGUAAGAUUGAAUUUACCUUCACAAGAGAGGAUCUACAGAGGAAUUAUAAAAGGAGAAAUAAAUGUGAAUCUGGUUAAAGCAAAGUUGAUAUUAAAGCCCAUAUGUUCACUAAGGUAACUGCUGAUUGACAACAUCUUCAACUUAAAAAUAUGGGUGUGCCAUGUAAUAUUAUAGAUAUGUUUGUAAAUUACUUUUCUCUUUGAUUUAGAAGGGAAAGACAAUGGAAUUGUGUUAGGCUUCUCUCUUGUCUGCAUACUAGCCCUUAAUAGCCUUUUUUUUUUUUCUGGAAUUUUCUAAUACUUCAAUGUGUAGCAUUGCUAGCACAAUAGGAUGGCAAGGAUGGGUCACGUACUUUUCCCACAGUCCAGUGAAGUGCCUGCAAUAUGAACAAACCAGCACUUUUGUAGACAAGGCAGCCCAUUUUAUAUUCUCUUUUAAAGAAAAUACAUGCUUUAUUUAAAGCCAUAAUGACAGAGGUGUGCUUUUGUCAUGUUUAGCUGCUAGUUACUUUAAGAAAGGGUAUAAAAGAUUGAAGUGACUAGACAGAUUUGUUGACCAAAAAUCAAAUUAAUUAUCUCCAUGAUUUUAAAGUUCUUCUGAAGCUAACUAGUGAUUUGUGUAUAUGUGUGUGUGUGUGUAUGUGUCCACAGAUGCCUUUUCGCAUACAUAUUUAUUUUAAACUGUUUUGUGGUAACAUUUAAAAUGUAUAUUAAAAAUAAAUGCACACUGUUAAAUUCA
Cygnus atratus (black swan) is the source of this 4594-nucleotide messenger RNA. RefSeq names its product casein kinase 1 gamma 3 (gene CSNK1G3). Gene Ontology annotation, molecular function: ATP binding; protein serine/threonine kinase activity. Gene Ontology annotation, cellular component: plasma membrane; cytoplasm; nucleus. Gene Ontology annotation, biological process: peptidyl-serine phosphorylation; endocytosis; signal transduction. The transcript is spliced from 15 exons. The record is from RefSeq and is a predicted model, not a curated record. Lineage: Eukaryota; Metazoa; Chordata; Aves; Anseriformes; Anatidae. Bases 1624 to 2970 code for a protein of 448 amino acids.